Molecule: messenger RNA, 3489 nt
Organism: Parasteatoda tepidariorum (common house spider)
Lineage: Eukaryota; Metazoa; Arthropoda; Arachnida; Araneae; Theridiidae
Product: protein bicaudal C homolog 1-A
Cellular component (GO): cytoplasm
Molecular function (GO): protein binding; RNA binding
Source: RefSeq, a predicted model, not a curated record
UAAGCAAAUGGUUUAAUAAUUAGCUGUCUCCUCUUCUCAAUCCUUUUGUUCACGUACGUGCCCAGCAGUUUGACAGGCCUCGAAAUGUUCAGUCCAACAUUCCAGACUAGAGUGAGUCAUUCGCUGAGCAGCAAUCCUGAAUCUCCAGCAUCCACAAGCAAUGAAGAUCCCAAGGAUAGCGCUUCAGACAGCGAUUUCAGCACGAAAUCUUACUUGAGCGAGUUAUUUGAAAGCGACUUGAAAGAAGAGAGAUUUCGAAUUGACCGGAAAAAGCUGGAAGACAUGCUGCAGGCACAGCAAAGUACUAGCGAAACUAAUGAAAACGCUGAAGAAUUCUUUCAAAGAGUGAUGUUUGAAACUAGUACGCAAAUAUCAUGGCCUUCAAAACUAAAAAUCGGAGCUAAAUCAAAGAAAGACCCCCAUGUUAAAAUAGUGGGAAAACCUGAAGAUGUACUGAAGGCGAAGGAAAAGAUUUUGGAAAUACUGGAUACUAAGAAGAACAGAGUGACUCUAAAAAUGGACGUAUCACAUUCCGACCAUUCCUAUAUUAUAGGCAAAGGAGGCUUCAAGAUACAGCAAGUAAUGGAGGAAACUGGAUGCCACAUUCAUUUUCCAGACUCCAACAGGAACAGCACAGUCGAAAAAAGUAACCAGGUAUCUAUUGCUGGUCAAGCUGCUGGAGUUGAAAUGGCUCGUUCGAAAAUCAGAGAUCUGCUGCCACUUGUGUUUACGUUUGAACUUCCAAACGGCGAAUCCGUCAAACCAGGAGAAGAAUCUUCACCUGCCGUUUCACAUAUCCAGCAGACUUACAGCUUCAACGUUUCUUUUUGGCAAGUGGGUCCGGUUGGUAUGGGUCGAACAGUUCUCGAAGUUAGAGGAUGUCAAAGACUUCUCUCACGAUUAAGACAAGGACUUGCCUUAUUGAUGGAAUAUCUAAUUGGAUCAAAGACGAUACCAAUCAUUGGAUUCAUGAAGACUGAGAUAGCUGCUCAGCAUCACCAGUAUGUGAUGGGACCGUGUGAAAGCAACAUCCAAAUGAUAACUAACAAGACUGGAGCUAAAAUCAUCUUUCCAGGUGCGGGUACUGAAAACCCACUGCAGCUUACUCCUCUGAAAUCCGGACACAUGAGCAAAUCUACGGUUCUGAUACUAGGUUCUUUCGACAGCGUGUGUUUAGCGUGGCAAGAACUGUUAAAAUGUUUACCUCUUGUUCUGAUGUUUGACUUGAAGGAAGGUCAAGAGUUGGAUCCAGUCAUGGUUAACAAUUUUAUGGAAUCUUUCAACAUCAACAUUAUGGUCAGACCGAAGAUGAAAGAGAAUACUAAAUCUGUUCUCAUUCGAGGUUGUGAAAAAGAUGGUAAGAUUCUUUUCCAAGUGCGUAAAGAAAUUCUUAAUUUGGACGAAGAGGACUUCUAUCCUCUCUCUCCCAAUCUGAAACAGAGCAGCUACCGUAUGACUUCUAGCGAAACCUUUGGAAGAGUGCGUUUUAACAAAAGGGAACUCAGAGAUGAAGAAAAACCAAGGCACGAACGAGAAGUCUUUAACUCGAUCAAACAAACAGGUUCAACUAUGUCUACUGCUGAGUCUCUAACAAUUCUAAGUAACAUUAUUCAACAAAAUCCUCAAAUAGUUGGUUUGAUUAACAACUUGUCCUCCGUGUUUCCUCCUAACAUGCCAGUACCUGACGAUCAAGUUCCGAUUCUCAACCCGGGUUUUAGACCUAACAUCCACAAUUAUGUCCAUAAUCUUCAACCUAAACAGUAUCCCAUGAAAAGUGUUGAGAGCUGGAUUAAUCGCCCAGAUAGGAGUUACGCUUUUACCCCAGGUGUGAACACAGAAAAUUACCUUCAAAAAGAUAAACAAACUACUUUGGAUGAUCAAGAUUCAGGGAUUUAUAUGGCAACUCGUAACAAGCUGUUUGGUGGGCUGGAACCAAAGAGUGAUACUAGCAGCAGACCCGAAUCAUCUGCAUCUUCAACUUCCUCUGACACCCCAGAUUUCGAACAUUCCAGAUUCGCGAGAAAAGAGUUACUCUCAGAGCGGUCAGCAGCAUCUGAAGUCGGCAACUUUCUCGCUGAUUACGAGAAUAAAAAGUUAUUGGCCAGUAAGGUAAUUCAAGAAUCUGCUGAAGGAGUUCGUACACCAAGCCAUAUUUGGGCUGGUUAUGGAUUCUCAAAGUCUAUGCCAGAUUUUGCUGGAAGGAGAAAAAGUUCUACCGCCCAAUUAGGAUCAGUUUCGGAAUAUUUAGAGGUUGAUUCAAAAGUCUCCAAUGUAGAAGCGGCUGCUGCAAAAGCUUGGAAUGCAGAUGUAUCAGACACAGAACCUCAAGUGUCAUCUCCUUUUGCAUUGAGCAACUUCUGGGAAAACGUGCCAAGACAGCCUCCAAAUUAUGGUUCCGUUAAAAACUUAGAACAACUUUUGUGCCUGCUAGACCUUGAUAAGUAUAACGACGUAUUUACAAAUCAAGAGAUUGACUUGCCUACUUUCCUUGCUUUGACAGAGAUUGAUCUUCAGCAAUUGAACAUUAGCUACAUUGCUCGACGAAAAAUGCUCGCUGCUAUAUCUGCUAUUCGCGAAAAUAAAAUGGGAGAAUGGCCUUCUCGACAAUUUCGAGCAGCACCUGGAGCAGAGCGGAAGACUUUCAGAUAUUCUGGCUCGACCAAUGAAGACUGUGAACGAAUUUGAAGAACUUUUGAUGUGAUGACUUUUUAAAGUUAUUCAGAUGUUAUAUGGAAUUUCCACUAGUUUUUUUGAUUGUUUAUAGUUGCAAAGCGACUUCAAAAUAGUCUAUCAAACAUCCAUCAGUCUCUAAACAUUGUUUUAAUUUACCUAAUUCUGAUAAAAAUCUAGCAUGCUUAGACGCUAUUUUCUUAAAAUUUUAAUCAAUUGAAGAAAUGAUCUGAAAGUUCUUAAAAGUAAAUAAAAUUUACCUUUAAGAACAAAUUAACUUCUAACUUUUAGUUUUUUAUCUUUAGAUUAAUAAUACUGACCUUGUGAAUUGAAUUUUAAAUUUUUUCGAACUAAUAAAUAGCAUUUUGCAACUACGAAUCAUUCUUGGUUUUGAGUUCGAAACUUUCAAAUGUUUAAUCUACUUUUAUUGAAUUUUCUACAUGACAAAGUGUUUUGAAUUUGCAUGGUUUGUAACAUUCUAAAUCGAAUUUUCUUGUUCCUGCGUUUUAUGUUUUAACUUUUAAAGGGCUUACUGCUCCUUUUUGACUUGUUUGUAAACUAUGAGUGUGUUAAAUUAAAUUAUUCUACUGGAUAGUUUUAAAUGACACUAUUCUCAAAAUGUAAGAUUUAAAAGUUUAUAUUUAUUCUAUAACUUGUUUGUUACAAAAAUUUGAUCAGCAGCUUUAACACUAAGCCAUUUAUGUGCUUUUCAAUACUGAAGCCGCAUCAAAGCUGUUUUACUGUUAUAAGCAUUUUGCCUGUUAUGGUGAUUUGUAGUUUUUAUUACUAGUUGAUAUCAAUAAAGUUUAUUCAGUUUGA